AUGAUGACGCGUGCAUCGUCAUUUUCAAUCGUCAAAACAUUCUUGAGUUGUGUAAUUUUCUGCUGCGACAAGGGAAAAGCUCACAACAGACUAGUACAGCAUCCACGCAAAAUGUCUCUUUUACAUGUUUGCUGUACUACAGUUAGAGGUUUUGUAAAGAAAGGAUUAUUUUUAGAGUCGACUUAUACUGCAUGUCAUAGGACAGCAGGAUAUGCAUCUGGUGGUGUGGCCAAAGAUAAAGAACCGUUAAAGAAAGCAAAAACGCCCCAAGGACGCUUUGACAUGGACGAAACCGAGUCAAAAUCUAAAGUUGUUUUUGAACGAUUUCCAGAUGAUGUGAAUCCAGAAACUAAGGAGAAAGGUGGUCCCAGAGGUCCUGAUCCUACACGAUAUGGUGAUUGGGAGAGGAAGGGACGUUGUAUUGAUUUUUAAUUUGCCCUGUUAAAAAUAUCCAAAUGUAUUUAUUUUAACAUUUGAAUGUGAGUAAUAAUUCUGUAUACAGAUACAAAAAGAGAAUGUCUGGAAUGUUUGUCUUUGCCGAUUGUAUGGAUCUACUAUGUAGGAUGAAUAGUUUGUGUAAAAGUAGUUUGAACUACUUGAAUGGUUCUGUUCAGCCUUUAAUUGGCAUUUUGAAAAGAAUCUGCUAUUAGAAAUCAAAUGUUUUUAUUCUCUUUGAAAGUGGGUAACAAAGUCUGCAAGGCCUGAAAGAUCUCUUCAAAGAAUAAACAUAUUCAACAUA
This is a messenger RNA of Sinocyclocheilus anshuiensis, 739 nucleotides long. Its product is annotated as succinate dehydrogenase assembly factor 4, mitochondrial-like. The coding region runs from base 1 to 432 and encodes 143 amino acids. NCBI's taxonomy places the organism in Eukaryota, Metazoa, Chordata, Actinopteri, Cypriniformes, Cyprinidae. Gene Ontology annotation, biological process: mitochondrial respiratory chain complex II assembly. The transcript is spliced from 3 exons. Gene Ontology annotation, cellular component: mitochondrion. The record is from RefSeq and is a predicted model, not a curated record.